AACCAGAUGACAAGAGCCAGGAGCAGGGGAGAGAGCCAGAACUGGCCUCUGGAUCCUCAGAACUGAGAAUUCUCCUCUUGGGGAAACAUGGUGCAGGGAAGAGUGCAACAGGAAACAGCAUCCUGGGGAAGCGAGUGUUUGAGUCCAAGUUCAAUGACUUUCCAGUGACCAAAACUUGCAAGAAAGAAAGUGGAACUGUGGGGAAGAGGGAAGUUGUGAUCAUUGAUACUCCUGAUCUUUUCUCUCCAAGGAUCUCUACUGAAGAGAGGGAACAAGAGAUCAGGCACUGCAUCACCCUCUGUUCCCCUGGCCCCCACAUCCUGCUCUUGGUGACCCCUCUUGGCCAUCACACAGUGGAAGAUAAAGAGAUAGUGAAGGGCAUUCAGGAGUUCUUUGGAGCUGAAGCCAGGAGGCACAUGUUACUUCUCUUCACAAGGAAAGAAGAUCUGGAAGAUGAGUUACUUCCAGUGUAUGUUGAAGAAACUGAUAAUGAGUACCUGAAGGAGCUGGUUCAGGACUGUGGGAAUCGGUACUGUGCUUUCAACAACAAAGUAGAUGGGGAAGAACAGAAUUCUCAGGUUCAGGUGCUCCUUAAGCACAUUGAAUUGCUGAUGAAGGAGAAAG
This is a messenger RNA of Vombatus ursinus (common wombat), 624 nucleotides long. RefSeq names its product GTPase IMAP family member 3-like. Gene Ontology annotation, cellular component: endoplasmic reticulum. Lineage: Eukaryota; Metazoa; Chordata; Mammalia; Diprotodontia; Vombatidae. The record is from RefSeq and is a predicted model, not a curated record. The annotation marks the transcript as partial. The transcript has a single exon. Gene Ontology annotation, molecular function: GTP binding.